Messenger RNA from Rubroshorea leprosula, 603 nucleotides. Lineage: Eukaryota; Viridiplantae; Streptophyta; Magnoliopsida; Malvales; Dipterocarpaceae. The record is from the annotation of a GenBank genome assembly.
CCAACCCACAACAAAAACCCUUCUACUACUCUCUAUACACACAUAUUUUUCUAGCAAAAUGUCUGGUAUUUGGAAGUUCAAUAGUAAUGGUGUAUAUGAAAUUGUUAAUCCACAAGCAGAAAGUAAUUCGGAAGGAAGGCAAGGUGGGUCGUCCGUCGGGCGAUCAACGGUUUUGGAGUAUUUGCCAACUAGUCAGGUGAUAUCUUCCUACUCUGAAUUAGACCAGAUUUUGAGCGAUUUAGGGUGGGAAAGGUACAGAGGAGCCCCUGACCUCUUGCAAUACCACAAGCAGUACUCUAAUGACCUCAUUUCACUCCCAAGAGACUUCACCAUGUUCAGCUCAGUUCACAUGUUCGAUAUUGUCGUUAAGAUUCCCAAUGUCUUCCACGUUCGUGAUAUGUGAGAAACUACCCAUCUCUCAAUUCCCUCCAUAUUACAUAUGUUUCUUGUAAUAUCUUUCUUCUAUGUGUGAUGAUUUCAGCUUAAGUAUUUCUCCUAUAUAUAUAUAUAUAUGUCGUUUGAAUAUUAGUAUGUCUUCUACAUAUAAAUAUGAUCAAUAGUUGUGCGUUUAUGUAAGCUUUGUAAUAAUUAAUGUUAUUGUAA